Molecule: messenger RNA, 1793 nt
Organism: Athene cunicularia (burrowing owl)
Lineage: Eukaryota; Metazoa; Chordata; Aves; Strigiformes; Strigidae
Exons: 4
Coding region: 223-921 (232 amino acids)
Source: RefSeq, a predicted model, not a curated record
GAGGGUGGCCGGGGAAGGAGACACCCUCCCUCUCCCCCAGACAGCCCUGCCCUCGGGGGGUCACCGGGUCACCCGCUGCUUCGCGCACUUUCUGUGGUGAGGAGGAGGAGGGCGGCUGCCGGCUGCCCAUCCCUCCCACCUGCCCAGGUGCCCUCCAGGCAAAAGGAGUGCUGUGUGUCCCCGCCUAGGUCAGGCUUCGUGUUUUUGGGCAGGGCAGCAGCCAUGGCCCCGCUCAGCCUGUCCCAGCUGCUGGACGUCGCUAUCGGGACGCCCGAGAUCGGGGCCGUCAACUUCAGGGCGCUGUACAGCCUGCUGCAGGCUGUGCUGGGGCACCUGGGCGUGCAGGACCUGCCUGCCCCGGGGCACGACCAGCCCCCCAAGGCACCCCUCAGAGAAGAAGGGGCACAGGGCAGAGGCCCAGGCACGGAGCUGCUGACCCCCUCGAAGGACCCGCUGCAGGGGACCGUGAGCACCCCGCAUGAUGCCUCCAUGGCUGCCGACAUGGGACAAAUGAAAAGAAAGAUUGAAGAGAACAAGAGCAGCGUCUCCAAGGACAUAGCUCUUUCCCAGGAUCUCCUCGAGGAGAUCGGGAGGAUGAAGGCGGCGCAGUCCCGCAUUGAAGAGGACGUCCGGACGAUCCAGGAGACGCUUGGCAUGGGGAAUCUCCAGGAUGCUGCCGGCCAACUGCUGGCCCUCCGUGACCAGACAGCGUUGGACAGUGACGUGCAAAAGCUGAAGGAAAGACUGAGCCUCUACCCGGCCCCGGAGGAGGUGAGCAACAUGGUGCGCUGGGAGGUGCUGGAGGAUUGCCUGGUGGGCAGCAAAGCAGGAGAAGGAGAAGGAGGAGGAGAAGAAGAAGAAGAAGGUCGAGGUCUGUCGUUGGUGAGUGCUGGGGCAUCCCAGCUGUGGGAGCAGGACUGAGCAGGACCGCAGCCCCCAGCGCCUCCAGCUGCUGCACGCCCCGGGACCUCAGCGGAGGUUUACUCAGCACUUCUCUUCCUUGUGCAUCCUGCCGGGAGGCAGGACCUGGCACUGGCAGAGCCAGGGCAGCUCUUCGGCUGCCCCAACAGAGACCUCCUCAUCGUCUAUGCCACUGACAGCCCCCAACAGCCCCUCUGUGGGGCAAGCGAGUACCCGAAACCCUUGGAGUGGCCGCACAGCCCCCUGUCCUUGCUCAACGUUGGGCAGGACCACGGCUCCCUGCCCUCAUAGUCUCUCUGGGGCUGGUGGGUGGGAGCCGGGGACAGCGGAGGGACAUUUUGGGGUGAACCCCACCAUGAGAUGGUUUCCAAAUCCUACCUGGGGCUGCUGCUCCUGAAAUGAAGAUGCAGCCCAUUAGACUGGGAAGUGGGUCUAGUCUAGCAGCUCUGGAGUACAGAAUCCCAUUGCUGGAGAGAAAAAUGCCUUGCUGUUGUGUCAGGUGGCAUCAGCAGGGGGUUUGCUGAUCCUCUGGAUCGCUGCUAAAAUGACUCUGCAGGCACAGAUGUGGCCAAAGGAGGCUGGGGAGGGGCCGGGUGGCUGUGGGUGCUCGAGGGUCUCUGUGGGCUGGGCAGUCUCUGCCUUUGGGGUACAUGAAUUUGGCUCCAUGAGCUGGGGGGUUUGGGGACAGGGCGGGUGGCCCUUGCUGCUGCACUUCUGCCCAUAAACCUGCUCCCCUUUGCCUCCUCUUCCCAGGAUGGCAGUGCAGGUCAGGCUGUCCCCGCCGAGCCUCCCACUGCAGACAUGGACACGCCACAUGGGGCAAGCUCAGUGCUGGGACUGAAGGGACCAGGGACACAGGCUGUACCGAGGAC